This is a messenger RNA of Salarias fasciatus (jewelled blenny), 1165 nucleotides long. RefSeq names its product ubiquitin thioesterase OTUB1. The transcript has 7 exons. Gene Ontology annotation, biological process: negative regulation of double-strand break repair; protein K48-linked deubiquitination. The record is from RefSeq and is a predicted model, not a curated record. Gene Ontology annotation, molecular function: cysteine-type deubiquitinase activity; ubiquitin binding. Gene Ontology annotation, cellular component: nucleus. The coding region runs from base 24 to 824 and encodes 266 amino acids. Lineage: Eukaryota; Metazoa; Chordata; Actinopteri; Blenniiformes; Blenniidae.
GGAAACAGACCUGGACAGCUAAGAUGGCGGAGGAGCAGCAGGAAUCAUCACAGGGAGAGAUGGAGGGAGUGAACUGCCUUGCCUAUGAUGAGGCCAUAAUUGCUCAACAGGACCGGAUUCAGCAAGAGAUAGCCAACAGUAACCCUCUAGUGUCGGACAGACAGGACCUGUCGGUGCUGCAGAGAGAGUACUCCGAGGAAGACACGGUUUAUCAGCUCAAGAUCAAGGACCUUUACAAAAAAUACUCGUACAUUCGCAAGACGCGACCAGAUGGAAACUGCUUCUACAGAGCCUUCGGGUUUGCACAUCUGGAGUCACUGCUCGACGACAGUAAAGAGCUUCAGAAGUUCAAAGCAGUUGCAGCAAAAAGUAAACUGGACCUGGUGAACGAAGGCUUCACUGAGUUCACCAUCGAAGACUUCCACAAUACUUUCAUGGACCUGAUCGAGCUGUGUGAGAAGCAGCCCAGCCUGCAGGAGCUGCUGAGCUCCUUCAACGACCAGAAUGUGUCGGACUACGUGGUGGUGUACCUGCGGCUGCUCACCUCGGGAUACCUGCAGCGAGAGCACGGCUUCUUUCAGCACUUCAUCGAGGGAGGUCGGUCCGUCAAGGAGUUCUGUCAGCAGGAGGUGGAGCCAAUGUCCAAAGAGAGUGACCACAUCCACAUCAUCGCCUUAGCUCAGGCCCUGAACGUCUCCAUCCUGGUGGAGUACAUGGACAGAGGAGAGGGGGGGACAGUCAAUCACCACGUCUUCCCCGAGGGAGGCGACCCCCGCAUCUUCCUCCUCUACAGACCCGGCCACUACGACAUCUUGUAUAAAUAACACUCCCGGCCCACCACCACCACCACCUCAUCAUCAUCAUCAUCAUCAUCAUCUUCAUCUUCAUCGUCAUGGUAUUUGAAGAAAAAAAAUUUACAAAAAGAUAAAAAUCACAUGACAUGAAUCCUUUUUCCCCCAGUUCCCCCUCAGCCAUCACAAAAUGGUUAAAUGAAAAAAAAAAAGGAAGAAAAAAAACGUUUGGAAAAAUAGAAGUUACUCCAUUUAGAGUUGUACAGGUUUUUUUUCUUUUGUGGUUGUAAAUGUUAUCUACUUGCUUUUUGUUUGAUUCUGUUCCUUUGUUACACUGCGUUUCAUUGAGUUUUAUUAAAGCAAUUUACAUCGUA